CCUCCGAGAGACUGACAGGGGAAAUGGUCGGAGGUCUGGCAGGAGAACCGGCCAGGGAACUGGCAGGGGUAGGGGCCAUGGCUGGCAGAUAAGGGGGCAGAAGGUCAAAAAGGAGGAAGUCUGCUUCUGGAAAAUUGUUAAGCUAAUUGCUGACUGAAACAUGGCUUCCUACCAAGACAGCUGCCUUCUGAGGCCCAAAUAGGACACAAAUGUCGACUAUCCUAUCCAACCUUCCUCUGUCCAGUCCAUCUUCAGCCUCUCUCAGGCCCAGCAUAGCAUCUCUUUCUUCUUCAUGGAAGACUCCUCACUUCAGGCUCACUGCUUCAGCAAGUGGCAACUGUAAGCAGAAUUGAGCUGGAAGACUGGAAAUCGGAAGAAGAAGAGUUACAAUGUCAGCAAGAUUGAAGCCCAGACCCCAUGAUCUGAGACUUUGGCCUCAGCAGUGCAUUUGUUGUCAAUGCUCAUCUGCCUGGAGCCUCUCUUCCUGCCCAUGUCCAGCCCUGAGCAACCAACACUUCUAAUCUGCUCUAUAGACCACGUCCAUUCUGGAGAUGAUGGGCACCUCCUAGCCAUGAGGCUGGCACGAAUGAGGCUGGCCUUCGGUUGGGCAGCUGUCAUAUUGGUUCUACAGAUGGCAGGCACAGAACCUGCCGUGAGGACUCCACAUGACAAAUCUGGAGUAUUUGCAGACCUGAGCCCCCAGGAGAUAAAGACUGUGCGCAGCUUCCUGAUGAACAGGAAGGAGCUGGGGCUGCAGCCGUCCAAGAAGCUGACUUUGGCCAAGAACUCCGUGUUUCUCAUUGAGAUGCUCAUGCCCAAGAAGAUGCAUGUGCUGAAAUUCCUGAACACUGGAAGAAAAAGGCCCAUCCGGGAAGCCAGAGCCAUCAUCUUCUUCGGUGCCCAGGAGCACCCCAAUGUCACUGAGUUUGCUGUGGGGCCCCUGCCACAGCCCCACUACAUUCGAGCACUCUGCCCCAGGCCAGGCCACCAUCUAUCCUGGUCAUCCCGACCCAUCUCCAAAGCAGAGUACGACCUCCUCUACCACAUGCUGAAGAACACCACCAAGCCCCUGCACCAGUUUUUCCUCGACACCACUGGCUUCUCAUUCCUGGGCUGUGACACCCGGUGCUUGACUUUUACCGACGUUGCCCCCCGUGGAGUGGAGUCCGGUCAGCGUAGGAGCUGGCUCAUCAUGCAGCGCUACAUGGAAGGCUACUUCCUGCACCCCACAGGGCUGGAGAUCCUUGUGGAUCACGGGAGCACAGACGUCCAGGACUGGAGAGUCCUGCAGCUCUGGUAUAACGGCAAGUUCUACAACAGCCCAGAGGAACUGGCUCAGAAAUACGCGGAUGGAGAAGUGGACACGGUGGUCCUGGAGGACCUGCUGCCUGAAGGGACAGAGCAGCCUCCACUCUUCUCCUCCUACAAGCCCCGGGGGGAAUUCCUCACACCCAUCUCUGUGGCUGGCCCCCACGUGGUCCAGCCCAGCGGCCCCCGAUACAAGCUGGAGGGCAACAGCGUGCUCUACGGGGGCUGGAGCUUCUCUUACCGGCUCAGAUCCUCUUCUGGGCUGCAGAUCUUUAACAUGCUCUUUGGGGGUGAGCGCAUUGCCUACGAGGUCAGUGUGCAAGAGGCGGUGGCGCUCUACGGAGGACACACACCCGCAGGCAUGCAGACUAAGUAUAUUGAUGUUGGCUGGGGCCUGGGCAGUGUCACUCACGAGUUGGCCCCUGGCAUCGACUGUCCAGAGACCGCCACCUUCCUAGAUGCCUUCCACUAUUAUGACAGUGACAGUCCUGUCCAUUAUCCACGUGCUCUCUGCCUCUUUGAAAUGCCCACCGGGGUGCCCCUUAGGCGCCACUUUGACUCAAACUUCAAGGGCGGCUUCAACUUCUAUGCGGGUUUGAAGGGCUAUGUGCUGGUGCUACGGACUACAUCAACAGUCUACAAUUAUGAUUAUAUCUGGGAUUUCAUCUUCUACCCUAAUGGUGUGAUGGAGACCAAGAUUCACGCCACUGGCUAUGUCCAUGCAACCUUCUACACCCCUCAGGGUCUGCGCCAUGGCACUCGCCUACAUACCCACCUGCUUGGCAACAUUCACACUCACCUAGUACACUACCGUGUUGACCUGGAUGUGACAGGCACCAAGAACAGCUUCCAGACACUGAAGACAAAGCUGGAAAACAUCACGAAUCCCUGGAGCCCAAGUCACUCCCUGGUCCAGCCCACACUCGAGCAGACCCAGUACUUGCGGGAGCGCCAGGCUGCUUUCCGCUUUGGACAGACUCUGCCCAAGUACCUGCUCUUUAGCAGCCCCCAAAAGAACCGCUGGGGCCACAGGCGCAGCUACCGCCUGCAGAUACACUCUAUGGCUGAGCAGGUGCUGCCACCAGGCUGGCAGGAGGAGCGGGCUGUCACUUGGGCCAGGUACCCCCUGGCAGUGACAAAGUAUCGGGAAUCCGAGCGCUACAGCAGCAGCAUCUACAACCAGAAUGACCCAUGGGACCCCCCUGUGGUCUUCGAGGAGUUCCUUCAGAACAAUGAGAACAUUGAAGAGGAGGAUUUGGUGGCCUGGGUGACAGUGGGCUUCCUGCACAUCCCCCACUCAGAGGAUGUCCCCAACACAGCCACACCUGGGAACUCUGUGGGCUUCCUGAUCCGGCCUUUCAACUUCUUCCCGAAGGACCCAUCCCUGGCGUCUAGAGACACUGUGAUAGUGUGGCCCCAGGACAAAGGCCUCAACCAUGUCCAGCGCUGGAUCCCUGAGGCCAGGGACUGCUUGACGUCUCCUCCUUUCAGCUACAAUGGGACCUACAGGCCUGUGUGAUGGUUCUGACCCAGCCUCUGCUGAAUAGCCUCAGAGCCCCACAAAGACAGGCAAUAUACCCUUCUGCUUCUACCCUGUAUGUUGCCUUUUUGGCAGCAGGCAAGGGCUGACCAUGGGCUCUACUCAUGUUUCAGAACUAUACCUGCCAAAGACUUCCAUGACCCAAGCAAGGGAAGGAUGCUAGGAUUCUCUUCAGGUGGGCUGUGGGUCUUUCAGGUUUUUGUUUUGUUUUGUUUUUUAACAUUGGAGGCUUUUAUCUUCCUAUCAGGAGGCUUCAGGGAAACUGUUUCACCUCAGUGAUGAGCAUACAUAAGGAAACUGUUGUAUGAAAAUCUAAUAAAAUGACACCUUCACCAUUUA
Meriones unguiculatus (Mongolian gerbil) is the source of this 3187-nucleotide messenger RNA. Its product is annotated as amiloride-sensitive amine oxidase [copper-containing]. Gene Ontology annotation, cellular component: plasma membrane. The transcript has 7 exons. Gene Ontology annotation, molecular function: diamine oxidase activity; quinone binding; primary methylamine oxidase activity. Bases 458 to 2827 code for a protein of 789 amino acids. The record is from RefSeq and is a predicted model, not a curated record. NCBI's taxonomy places the organism in Eukaryota, Metazoa, Chordata, Mammalia, Rodentia, Muridae. Gene Ontology annotation, biological process: response to antibiotic; amine metabolic process.